AUGUCGGAAAUCGAUCCUCUCGCUUCCAGAAGGCCCCCAAACUCCAAUCCUUCCCUUCGCUGCCCCGGCCUAGAUAAGGCUGCUGGUGCCCUGCGCCCCUAUCCACCACAUCCGGAUCAUCACCUUCAUUGUCUACUUAACAAGCCGGCUGGCCAGCUUCCUCAACUCUAUUCACACUCCUCUCAUACAUACCAUACCAUUCACCUCCCCACAUCCACUUUAGAGGCAGCGCAGACAUCGCCUGUUCAGUGCAAGAUGGCUCCGACGAAGCCGGUUCUUCCUCCAUUGAGCACGCCAAAGAACAUGACCUUUCCCUCCGAACUUCGGGAACGUACCUGGACAUGCCUCGAUAUAGACAGGCCGAUCAAGGAGGUCAAGAAAGAAGACGAGGACGACAACGAGAACGAGGUUGUCACUAUCACUCCUCCACCAGCGUAUACAGAGUUUCUCAAUACUUUCAGUCCUAUCUUCUCAAAGCCGGCCACCUCUCGAGAGAACUUUUAUAAAUACAUGCGUGACAAGCCUCGCCCUUCUCCCGCUUCUCCACCCCUCACUGCCACCUCGACCACGUUCCCAAGCGGAAACUCACCCAAAAGCACAACUGCCAUGGCACCUUCCCAGGGACCACGAGCUCCGAUGGUGGCCAAAAGCCCUACCCACAUUCAACGCAUGCGUCUCCCUGCGCCAUACCUCUAUACUCCUGUGUCCGCGUCCCCACGGAGUGCGCACCCCCUUCGCUCACCAUUUACGCCAUCAGACUGGAGACAACAACGUUUCUUUGACUCCCCUGUCAGUGAAACUGGAAAUGCGUUCUGCGUACGACACGUCGUCACCACCACAGUCACGUAUAAGCGGGCACCUCAACUUGACCCACCACCGCAAGGCAAGCGGAGAAAGAACGCCAGUCGUCGGACUACAUAA
This is a messenger RNA of Aspergillus ibericus CBS 121593, 921 nucleotides long. RefSeq lists its product as uncharacterized. The transcript has 3 exons. The coding region runs from base 1 to 921 and encodes 306 amino acids. NCBI's taxonomy places the organism in Eukaryota, Fungi, Ascomycota, Eurotiomycetes, Eurotiales, Aspergillaceae. The record is from RefSeq and is a predicted model, not a curated record.